This is a messenger RNA of Acipenser ruthenus (sterlet), 3197 nucleotides long. RefSeq names its product E3 ubiquitin-protein ligase MYLIP-like. The record is from RefSeq and is a predicted model, not a curated record. The transcript has 7 exons. Gene Ontology annotation, cellular component: cytoskeleton. Bases 248 to 1585 code for a protein of 445 amino acids. NCBI's taxonomy places the organism in Eukaryota, Metazoa, Chordata, Actinopteri, Acipenseriformes, Acipenseridae. Gene Ontology annotation, molecular function: ubiquitin-protein transferase activity. Gene Ontology annotation, biological process: ubiquitin-dependent protein catabolic process.
UGGGACAGAUGAGAGACAUGUUUCUAUUGGGUGUGCUAGGGUUCGCUGAUGUAUUGGAUGAGGUUGUGGUAUUUUGCAUGUCAGUUCGUAGAAAUACAGCUGGGAGGUCUGAGAUGCGUGAGCUUGAAGAAGGACUUGGGAAGUGAAAAAGGGUCGGAUGUAGGGGUUUUAAAGGAAGCUAUAUACACUUAUUUAUAUUUUUUUUUAGAAAGGAACGAAAGACCAAAGAUAACUUAUUAAAACCAAAAUGCUUUGCCUUGUUACGAGGCCGGAUUCGGUGGUUAUGGAGGUGGAAGUUGAUACGAAAGCAAAUGGAGAAGACUGCUUGAAUAAGGUUUGCAGGAAAUUGGGAAUAAUAGAGGUGGAUUACUUUGGGCUCCAGUUCUCUGGCAGCAAAGGAGAGAGUUUAUGGCUGAAUUUGAGGAACCGGAUCUCCCAGCAGGUGGAUAGCCCAGCACCCUGCAGACUGAAGCUGCGAGUGAAGUUCUUUGUUGAGCCACAUCUCAUACAACAGGAGCAGACUAGAAAUCUAUUCUUCAUGCAUGUAAAAGAGGACCUGCACAGUGGUCGUCUGCAGAGUUUGCCUGAACAGGCAGAAGAGCUGUGUGCGCAAGUGGCUCAGGCAGAAUUUGGAGACUACAACCAGAACACUGCCAAGUACAUCUAUAAAGAAAUUUGUGGGAAGGACCCUAGUCCAAGGGUACAAAACAGUAUCAUUGCAAAGCACAAAGCGCUGGAAGGAAUGAGUCAGUCAUCGAUGGAGUACCAGGUCCUGCAGAGUGUAUCCACUCUGGAGAACUAUGGUGUGGAGUGGCACUGGGCGAGGGACGGGGAAGGGCAGAAGCAGGUGAUUGGAGUGGGACCAGACGGAAUAUCGGUCUGCAAGGAGGAUUUCAGUCUUAUUAACAGGAUCACUUACCCAGUAAUUCAAAUAGCUACUCAAUCAGGAAAGAACGUCUACCUGACAGUAACCAAGGAAACUAUCAACAGUGAAGAACUUGUCUUCAAGCUCAUCAGCACCCGAGCGGCUAGUGGACUUUACAGAGCAAUAACUGAAACCCACGCUUUCUACAGGUGCGACACAGUAACGAACGCUGUCAUGAUGCAAUACAGCCGGGAUUUUAAGGGACACCUGGCGUCUUUAUUCCUUAACGAGAACAUUAACCUGGGCAAGAAAUACGUCUUUGACAUCAAGCGCACGUCCAAGGAGGUGUACGACCAUGCGCGGCGGGCCUUGUACAAUGCUGGCAUUGUAGACUUUGGAUCUCGGAGAGACAGCAGCUCCCAGAACUCUCCGCUCAAGUCCUCAGAGAGCAAUCUGAACUGUGCAAGCUGUGAGGGGCUGAGCUGUCAGCAGAGCAAAGCCUUGCAGGACAAGCUGCAGAAGCUGAAGGAGGCCAUGCUCUGCAUGGUGUGUUGUGAGGAGGAGAUCAACUCUGCCUUCUGUCCCUGUGGACACAUGGUCUGCUGCAAAUCCUGUGCUGCCCAGUUACAGUCCUGUCCUGUUUGUCGAUCGGACGUGGAACAUGUGCAGCACGUCUAUUUGCCUACCUGCACCAGCCUUCUAAACCUGACUAUGAUCUGACUGGUCAGUUGAGUCGGUAACACUUCAGCAUGAAGCGAUACGGCCUCUUCAAUCCAACUGCACUACAAAUACUAUACAAAAACAAUUGAAAUAUUAUGUUGUAGACAUAAGACAAAGCAAUUAUUCCUGUGUUUUCUUCAGGCAAAAUCAAGAUGUUCAUAGUGAGCAUAGCGCCACCUACCUGUCACCUUAGGCAGGAAGUUUGUGAACAUUAAUAGCUGUUACAAGGACUUUGAAAAAACCAAUGAGUUGUGUGUUUUUUUUUUGUUUUGUUUUGUUUUUUAUAAUAUAAUUAUUCUUCAUUCAGAAAUGUCAGUUGAUCUGAUCAGAGUAGUGAUGUAUUUUCUCUUGAAUUCUUUAUUUUCUAAUCAUGCAUUUUAUUAUACAUUUUUUGGCUUUUGGAACAUUGCCUAAAACUAAUUGUAUGAGAGGAGGAAAUUAUGUGUUUUUAUUCUGUAUUCGAAACUCCAUACAUAAGCAUGUAUUUUAUUUAGUAUUUAAAUGUUUUAAAAACUCUCUUUUUAAAUUCUUUCUUGUUUUACAUGCAGAAAACUCCACAGCAUAUAUGACCACAUUUUACAUUAUUUUAGUAUGGCGUUUGACUGUUUAAUUCUGUAUGUUAGUUCAUAGACCAAUGUUCAUGCCAAAGUGGGAAAGACCAAGGACAAACCUGGCACAAAAUUGUUUAAAUUUAGGAUUUCUAUAAAUUGAGAUUUUCUGUCCAAAUGUUUUAAAACAGAUUUUUUUUUUUUUUUAAAUCUAAGGAUUUCAGGGUUUAUUAAAUUUUCCCCAGCACUACAUCAUUCACUCUAUAGACUUUGAAAAUAAAUAAAACUACUUCUAGUGCCCUUUGAAUUGAAACCCAAGUUUUUAGUGAAAUAUUCCAUGAUUUUAAAUGUGACUUAAGUUGAACACAUGUGAAAAGAGGUCAAGCAACCUCUGUAUUCUUUAACAGGAGGUAGCGAUUUUCAUUGAGAAGUCGUCCUUAGCCAUUCUAGUUCACCGCAUCAAUAUUCAUAUUGGAGUUUAUCCAAUCGUAGCAGAUCCUAAUUUCGUCACAACUUAUACACUUUUUAUUAGUGCCCGAUGGUCUAGGUAGGGCAAUAUUUUUGUAAUGAAAUCUGCCUGUCCUUGGUUUUCUCUUUCUUUGGUAUGUGGUCACUAGUGGUUUCUUUGAUUGAAUAGAGAGUGCUAGUAGACCUGCGAGUGCAAUACUAGCUGCUCAAAGGCUAGAGGGUAAGGGAGGUGGGGAGGGUGGGAAAACAAAUCUACACUGUCACUUUACCAAGGACAUUUCCUUUAGUGUAUUGUUCAUAGGGCUUGCCUUAAUGUCGCAACAAUGUCGUGUUUUUUUUUUUUGUAUGCAUUCUGUUUCUUCGCACAGACAUUCUUGUUGACAAACAUUAAAGAAGAGAAAUGCUUAACUUAUGAUGGCAUAUUUUUCAGCACACAGCCUUGCUUCCAGAGGUGUUUAUUUUUUCACUUUGUACAAAUGAGUUUUGUUCAGUUUUUCCGAGCAAAAGCACCAACUGUCUGUAAAAUAGAAAUAACUCCUGUCUUUUAUAUUUCUUAAGAGGAAACAAAGUAUUAAUAAAGAUUUUUAAAAAAAAUA